Messenger RNA from Rhipicephalus sanguineus (brown dog tick), 1004 nucleotides. RefSeq names its product forkhead box protein D1. The record is from RefSeq and is a predicted model, not a curated record. NCBI's taxonomy places the organism in Eukaryota, Metazoa, Arthropoda, Arachnida, Ixodida, Ixodidae. Bases 1 to 546 code for a protein of 181 amino acids. The transcript has a single exon.
AUGGCGACCAGCACGCCCAUCGAGUCGUCCCGCAUCGCACCCUACAUCAACGUUAGCGCGACUCCCCCACCGCCGGCGCCGCCACAAGCACCGAGGCAUCCGUCGGAGCGGCUUUUCCUGCCGCCGCAUUCCACCGCCGCCACAGUUGCCGUCAGCGGGGCGGCUGGUGCCAGAGGAGGCGGCGGAACGGCCGCCGCUGCCGCCGCCGCCGCCGCAGCGGCGGCAACCUUUCUUCCCUACGCCGCCGACCCUACGGGACUGCUCGCCGCCGCUCACCACUACUCGGCCGUUGCCGCAGCGGCGGCUGCGGCCGUGGCGUCGGGCCACGCGCCGCCACCCGUACCGCCGCCGCCCGUGCCUCCCCCGCCCUCUUCGGCCGCAGCAGCAGCCGCUGCGGCGAGCCUGCUAUUCUACCCAGCGCACAUGCCGUUUCCCGGAGGAUUGACCACUGCGCUCAUGGCUGCUGAGAGACUCACGACCAAGAACUCGAGCAUCGCCGACUUGCGACUGAAGGCUCAGAAACACGCCGCAGCUCUGGGCCUGUGACGCAGGCUGGCAUCGCCGCCGCUGCAGCCGUUGGACCCGCUCCGCUGCCGCCACCGGAGGCGCAAGCCGUGAAUGACGUUAGCCCUACCGGGGACGUCAUCGUUGAAGGCGUCGACGAAGACACUGAGGUCGUUCCGUGCAGAACUCACGUAGUGGUUUGAAAAGGGAACACCCCACAAACACUAACGAAAGGAACCGUCGGAAAGCACUGCCUGCUUGCGCUUUUAGUGAUGUGAAGUGACAGGGAACAGAACCUUUUUGGUGGGAACAAAACAUUACACGCGCCCGGUGUUAGUGCUAUCGCGUUCACAUAAACCAAUCAAGCCUAACGUUGAGCGCCUUCCGCUUCCAACUGAAACCGUUCUGUGCGGCGAGGACUCUACAGCUUUUGACGGCCUGUAACAGGACUGUUUCGCUUAUACGCUGGAAAUCUCUAUGAAGCGCAAUAGGUCACUUCC